UGUCCUCUGCAUAGUAAAAACAUAUAAGGUUUUUCUGUAUUAAAAACAAAACAACAAAACCCUAACACAUAAUCAAACCCAUGACAGGUUUAGGCGGGUCUUGGUUUUGCUAGGAUAAACAGGAACUGAGAGUUUUCUGUUUUUCCCCAUCUUCUCUCGACCUUCUGCAUAGUUGAGAAAAUGAAGUGAAAUAUUCGUUUCUUAUUCUAGUAAUGAAUCCUGACCGAAUCAAUACCUGACAGCCUGUCAUCACUUCACGGCGCAUCACUUCAACUGCACUAGUGCAGCUUUCAUAAUUGUGAAAGGUAGAUUAAUUUUUCAGGGCUUGUGUUGGAGUGUCAGCUGUUGGCUUUGCAGUGACGAUUGGCGAUGUGAAGGCACACGGGUUUCUCUGCAGCUCCUGGAACAGAAGGGGGCUCAGCUUAUCACAGCACAAAGGAAACCUGUAGCUGUACCCACGUGAGCAGAUCUUGACGCUUCUGUAGGGCUUAUUGGAGCUGCUGGAGGUGGCAGCAAAUGCAAGAGCUGGUGCAAGCAAGUUGAAUUGCAGUCUGAGCCUGGUGUUAGGAGGGAAGCGGCAAAGGAAGUAGCAGAUUUGCCAUAGGCGUAAGUGAAGUGAGAGCCCUGAUCUACCUUUCAUUUGUUUCAGCUAUGUUUUGUGGGUCUUGUGCCUCUGUCACUUACAUCUGGAAACAUUCUGGGGUUUUCUAGUUCUUCAACUUAAAGAAAAUAUUUCCAGAUACGUUUGGUUUGUCCUGCCUAUUUCCAAUUAGAGCAGCUUGUGGUGAAUGCUGCGUUGCAGUUAGUUAGGCAGCAGAGCUUUCCCCGGGGCUAUCUGUCUGCUUUGUCUCAUAACUUCACUACGAUCAUUUCACUGAUUUUUAGAGCUGCUGGUAGCGGAGAUGAAUCGGAAUAUGAAUUCUCCUGCUUAUUGUAGGCUAGGACCUCGUCUUUCCUACCUCAUCCCUUUCAAAUCAGCCUUAUCACACGCUGUCUGAAAACAGCUCAUUAGUUAAAGCAUAGAUGUAUUGAAAUGUGCUCAGUGAUGGAGGAUGCUGCUUUUUUGCAGUACUGUGCAUUGCAUCUGAUGGAGAUCAGGACUGCAACUGUAUGUGGCCUGAAAUGUUGAGUGUACGCAGUAAAAAGCCCUGCGUGGCCAAGUGAAUGUUUCAAAGUACAGAGGAACAGCAGCAUGGAGGCUGCUGGGACCUGCCUGGCCUGGGAGCCUCGCUCUGCUGAUCCCUAGGCUGCCUGCUGUUGUGUUCCGUAUUUAUCCAGGCUCUCACACCGAGCUCCAUGCCUGCUCCUGCUGUGCUUCUCUUACCUUGCUUGCAAUUACAGAGAGGAGGUUUGUGUUACGUGGUAGGACCCAAGUCACGAGAACUGUUAGUGGAACUGUUCUGUUUGCAUUAUUUGCAUUAUUUUACUAAUUUUGCAUAAUAUCUACCAAGAGAGUCUGGGAGGUUUUUUGCCUCCUGUUGUACAGUGUUGCAUUUAAGUGUUUAUUCAUUGAAGAGAGGAGCAGGAAGAGUAAAGCUGUAGUAUAUAUUUCAAUAUAGGAGUGACACUGUAUACAUUUCAAGUGAAGCUGUGUUAAAAUGGAACUUUAAAUCUCUGUAAGCACAUUUAGUAAAGUACCUUCUGAAACACGGGGUAUUUUGUAAGUGGAGGUAUUUUUCACAGCAUUAAAUUUUAAACUCCAGGAGUGGUCACUGAGCCAGGGUACGGCCAUCAAUCCUCAUUCGUGCUUUCAGAGAAGUGUGUGGAGUAACUUUAGUUAGAGGCGCCGCUCGCCUUCCUGCUUACCUUCCCUUGGAGCUGCGGCUCAAGGCCAGGCUGGAUGGGGCUGUGAGCAGCCUGGUCUGGUGGGAGGCGUCCCUGCCUAUGCAGGGCUUGGAGCUGGGUGAUCCUUGAGGUCCCUCCCAACCCAAACCAUUCUGUGAUUCUUAAAGUGUACCGGGAAAUUGGGCUGUAAAUCUCACAAAUGCUGCUUGCAAAUACAGGUUUUUGUCCUCCAUGUUUUACAGUGAAACACUGACAAUGGUAGAGCAUUCAUUUUGAUUCUUUUAUCUUGUGUUGUGUUCAGGGCUGAAUUGCAGAACAAGCUUUUUACCUCUCCCAGAAAACGUACGGGAUCUGCUCUGAAGUUUCACUCCAAAGGGAAACUUCAGUGGAAGUUGGUUUUUCUUGUUUGAUAAUGCCUUUUCUGGAACUUCUAACUCUCUUUCAAGUUUUUUAGCCCGCAAAGAGGGACUGGGAACAGAAAUGUCUGCAAGAAGAGGCUCAUCGCUUUCUCAGGAAUAGGGAAGAUGAGAGAAAGCCAUCAACGUUUGGGAAGUAAUUGUGAAGCCAGGCCAAUGUGGGGAAGUGUGUGUUCUUGGAUGUUCGAAGAUGAGGCACUCAAGUUAUUUUUUUUACAGAGGAAGAUACCAACGAGCAAAACCAUCUCUCUGAAUUUCACAAGCAAUGAACAAGAUUUUCUUACAUAUUGAAAGGAUUCUGAACUCGGACAGGGGCUGCUUCCUCGAGACCCAUGUGCUGUACUCACCGCAGUGGCAAGAUGGUGCUGCUGCUAGAGUUACUGUGAUACCUGGCGCAUCUUUGUCACAUAAAGCUGAGACUUGGGAGCAGCAGAGGAUACAGAAUAAGGGUUCGCUUCAGUUUGAAGACAAAUGGGAUUUCAUGCGCCCCAUUGUCCUGAAACUUCUUCGUCAGGAGUCCGUCACGAAACAGCAGUGGUUUGAUCUGUUCUCAGACGUGCAUGCAGUUUGCCUGUGGGAUGAUAAAGGUCCAGCAAAAAUCCAUCAGGCUCUGAAGGAAGACAUCCUUGAUUUUAUUAAACAAGCACAAGCGAGAGUGCUGAGUCAUCAAGACGAUACCGCUUUACUGAAAGCAUACAUAGUGGAGUGGCGCAAGUUCUUCACACAGUGUGAUAUUUUGCCCAAGCCUUUUUGUCAGUUAGAGAUUACUUUAAUGGGCAAGCAGGGCAGCAACAAGAAAUCUAAUGUAGAAGACAGUAUUGUUAGAAAGCUCAUGCUAGAUACGUGGAAUGAAUCCAUAUUUUCAAAUAUAAAAAAUAGACUUCAGGACAGUGCAAUGAAGCUAGUUCAUGCUGAAAGACUAGGAGAAGCUUUUGACUCUCAGCUUGUUAUCGGAGUUCGAGAAUCAUAUGUUAACCUUUGUUCUAAUCCUGAAGAUAAACUUCAGAUUUAUCGAGAUAACUUUGAAAAAGCAUAUUUGGAUUCAACGGAGAGGUUUUAUAGAACACAAGCUCCUUCUUAUUUGCAACAAAAUGGUGUACAGAAUUAUAUGAAAUAUGCAGAUGCUAAACUAAAGGAAGAAGAGAAAAGAGCACUACGAUAUUUAGAAACAAGACGUGAAUGCAACUCUGUGGAAGCACUGAUGGAGUGCUGCGUCAAUGCCCUGGUGACAUCUUUCAAAGAGACGAUUUUAGCCGAAUGCCAAGGCAUGAUCAAACGAAAUGAAACAGAAAAGUUGCAUUUAAUGUUUUCGUUGAUGGAUAAAGUUCCAAAUGGGAUAGAGCCCAUGCUGAAAGACUUGGAAGAACAUAUUGUUAGUGCUGGACUUGCAGAUAUGGUAGCAGCUGCUGAAACUAUUACUACUGAUUCUGAGAAGUAUGUAGAGCAAUUGCUUACGCUAUUUAAUCGAUUUAGUAAAUUGGUUAAAGAAGCUUUUCAGGAUGAUCCAAGAUUUCUUACUGCGAGAGAUAAGGCAUACAAAGCAGUUGUGAAUGAUGCUACAAUAUUUAAACUUGAAUUGCCAUUGAAGCAAAAGGGUGUUGGAUUGAAAACACAGCCUGAAUCCAAAUGCCCUGAGCUUCUUGCUAAUUACUGUGACAUGUUGCUAAGAAAAACACCACUAAGCAAAAAAUUAACCUCUGAAGAAAUUGAAGCAAAGCUUAAAGAAGUGCUUUUGGUACUUAAAUAUGUACAGAAUAAAGAUGUUUUCAUGAGAUACCACAAAGCUCACUUAACAAGACGCCUGAUAUUGGAUAUAUCAGCUGAUAGUGAAAUUGAGGAGAAUAUGGUGGAGUGGCUCAGAGAAGUAGGUAUGCCAGCAGACUAUGUAAACAAGUUGGCUAGAAUGUUCCAGGAUAUCAAAGUAUCUGAAGACUUGAACCAGGCCUUCAAAGAAAUGCACAAAAAUAAUAAACUUGCUUUACCAGCUGACUCCGUGAAUAUUAAAAUUUUAAAUGCUGGUGCCUGGUCCCGUAGUUCUGAAAAAGUAUUUGUCUCACUACCCACGGAAUUAGAAGAUCUCAUCCCAGAAGUUGAAGAAUUUUAUAAAAAGAAUCACAGUGGUAGAAAACUGCACUGGCACCACCUCAUGUCCAAUGGAAUUAUAACAUUUAAGAAUGAGGUUGGCCAGUACGACUUGGAGGUAACAACAUUUCAGCUGGCUGUGCUGUUUGCAUGGAACCAAAGACCCAGAGAGAAGAUCAGCUUUGAAAAUCUUAAACUGGCAACUGAACUCCCUGAUGCAGAACUUAGGAGGACUUUAUGGUCUCUUGUAGCAUUUCCAAAGCUGAAACGUCAGGUUUUAUUGUAUGAACCUCAAGUCAAUUCACCCAAAGACUUUACAGAAGGAACCCUCUUCUCGGUGAACCAGGAGUUCAGUUUAAUAAAAAACGCUAAAGUUCAGAAAAGGGGCAAGAUAAAUUUGAUUGGUCGAUUGCAACUAACUACAGAGAGAAUGCGAGAGGAGGAAAAUGAAGGAAUAGUCCAGCUAAGAAUAUUACGAACCCAGGAGGCUAUCAUCCAAAUAAUGAAAAUGCGGAAGAAAAUUACUAAUGCCCAGCUUCAGACUGAACUGGUAGAAAUAUUGAAAAACAUGUUCUUACCGCAAAAGAAAAUGAUAAAAGAGCAAAUUGAAUGGCUUAUAGAGCACAAAUAUAUCAGAAGAGAUGAGUCGGAUAUCAACACCUUCAUAUACAUGGCAUAACGUGAGGACUCUGUGAGAUGCUGAAAACAGAAAUGGAAGGGUGCUGGGACAGACAGCCGCAACAGUCUGUGCUGCAGAGGGACCUGUUUUGACUUUCAUUACAUAUUGAAAUCCCUGCCUUACCUUAAAGAGGACUCUAUUUUGCCAAUCUCAUUCAGUUAGCAUGAUGGCAUUCCCUUCAUGUUGCACACUUUUAACAGCAUGCUGUUUUGUGGGAAACUUGCAUUCAUGAAGAGCCCAUUGUGAACUUUUAAAAGUAGAUUUUGACUUACACCCACCAGGAAGAGUACAGGUUUGGGUUUUUAGAUGACCAGUACUUGCACAAGGAAAAAAUAUUCAAAUAUUCAUGCACUGAGGAACUGCUACUAGUUUUGUUUUGGUUUUUGUUGUUGUUGUUUUUUUUUUUAAUGCGAUUAGAACUAGAAGUAGCACUUUCACUUUUGUGUUUUGGAUCAACAGAGUAAUGUACUGUCCACCUUUGAUCCUUUUUGUAAUAACAUUUGAGAGACACAUGCCUCACAAACUGAUAUAUAUUUGUUAUCAUUAAAAUCUGUUGGCUAGAGCAGUGCUUCAAUCUAGUAACUGGAUUUUAAUAUUUGACACAUAAGUGACAUAAAAAUGAUUUCAACUCAUGGGUGAUAUUUUUCUUUUAAGAGAUCAUUGUUUUUAAAUUUUUUUCUGUAACGAGUGGAUAUACAUUGUUCCUUUAUUUGGACAGACGAUUUAGUACAAUCCUUUUUGAGAAGGCAAAGCUUUCUUGAAUGAUAUUCCACUAUAAAAACAGUUUCCAUCAAUGGGUCUGUUUUAGUGAACAGAAAUAUUAAGUGUAUUUCCUUGUACAUUUAAUAUUUGUAUUCCGGAUAUUUAAGUAUGACGUAUAUCUGAACGCAUUAAAGAGUAAUUGAUGCACAAAUUCCCAGAAAGAAGAUAACACUCAAAGAUCUCUGUAUUAAUUCCUCACUGGUAACUCUCUCUCUAUGUGUGGAUGUAAGCUUAAUCACACGUUGACUGUUUUGUUCCUCGAAAGACAACGUCUUUAUAGGAAAAACAAAUGCUCUGCUUUUUAUUUUGACACUGUCAGAAUGGGAAAUACAGUUCAAACAAAAAUGGUAAAAAGCUUAGGAAAAAUACCUUGUGUGAUGGACGCAGAGAGAGUGCCAAGGACGCACCAGGAAUUUCAGUUUCUUAAUGUUACCUCUUCUGUUUUCAAUCAUCUUAAGUAGCUGUUUGGCAAUGCUCGCCUCUCUGCUACUCUGAAAUGUCCCUGCACGUCCCAGGCUGUAACACGAGUCACUGGAGCAGAGUGCCUGUCUUGGGACAAAAGGUAAGUUGAGCCUUACUCAGUUCUGUAUGAAUAUUCGUAUAUAAAUUGCAAGAGUGCAUUUUUUUAAUUGACCAGUUCAAGUACAAUAUCUAAAGGUCUUGUCUUCUCAAAUGAUUGAAAGAGGGUAGAGAGGAUAGGAUUGACUUUAGUCAGAAAGGAAAACCUUCCAUUGCGAGGAGGAGUUUAUUUUACGUGCUUGCUGUAAUGGAUGAAAUAAGAGUGGUUUAAAAACAAACUCACUACGAGAACGGCUGUCUGCCCCCUUGAACAGGCUGCUUGGUCUGCUCAUUAAUAUAAAUGGCAUCGUGACCGCCUGCAUAUAGUGUGUGCUUGGUUGUCUGUUUGACUAAGAAAUUUGCAGCACCGGAGGUUUCAUGAACAAGAAGAGAUGGAGAGACGGUGAGACCUGGCAAAUCAGCAUUUCCAAAUUACAAAAAUCCCGCAGCUUAAGCUAGAUGCUUUUACUGGUUAAAAAGAGUAGAUGCUGUUCAAAAAUAUCCUGUCCUUUUUGUUCUCCCACGGUGUUGCUGUUCAGAACCGAAAGCAAGUGGUGCUCUGUGUAGUCAGCCACUAAAACUAUUCAGACGUUAGGAAACAAGAUUCUAAUAGAACGGGAGUUUGAGUAUUUGAAAGGCAAAUUACAAGUAAUAAAUGCUCACUUGAGAUAGCUGGGAGAAACUGACAACCCAGAGCUCUAAAACGUAACCGUCUGAGCACACCUCCAACGUGAGGAAUUGCAGCCCUUAGCCACAGAGGAGCGCACAGACGGGCGCUGCCGGGCGGGUGGAGCCGGUUCUGAAGCCGCUGGCUUAGGCUGAGAGAAGCCUGAGCGCGGCUCAUGUGCAGUUGUUCAGGAAGUCGGAGUGCAUGCAGAAAGCAGCAGGUUGCUGGAAGCUAACGAGCUGUAUUUUCCCUCAACUGAUAAAUAUGAAAUAGUAUAACCUCAGAGUUACCUACGUUCUUCUCAACACCUGGGAUGCAGAAAUACAAUUGGUAAUGUGCCUACGACACGGUCAUUUUUCUUUAAAUAUAUGCUGAAAAUGGAUGUUGGUUUUUUAUUAAAUCUGAGAAUCACACCAGCAAAUUUGUUAAAGAUGCGGAAUCAUGUUUAGCAUCCUUCAUCAGGUCACCUUCACCAGUAUGCACUUAAAACUCCUAUCAGCUGGGGCACGGGAGGUAGCUGGGGUCGAUGUUCUUUUGGGGACGGCAGAGUUCAGCUCUGAACGAAAACGAACUGUUCUUCACUUGCAAUAUGGCAACAACGCACUUUUAAGGCUACAGUUUUUAGCUACGAAUUCACAUGUCCAAAGACCUUGCCUAAAAGAGGUGCUGCGUCUGAGAAGCAUGUUGCCACACACUGCCACGGUGAACGGCUGUGGGAAAAACCUGUCGUAGACGAGGGGGGGAAUCGCUCUUAAUGGGUUUAAUUAAGGAAUACUGUUAAAACUUUCUCUGUCCCGACAACGUGAUGAGGAUCUCGGUUUCAAUUCUGAAGUCUUCCAUUUUCCUCUGUCCGCGGUUGGUGUUCCUAGCUUCUAUUUUUGUUCAUCUUUCAUUCGUUCGUUAGGACUGUAACGCAAUUACGUUUCCAAAAGGAAAUGCGACUUUGUUGUUUUCACCUUUAUAAACUUAACCUAAAUGUUUUGAAUGUUCACACGUUGCAUUUAUUUGCAUUGGGAUGCCAUUGUCCUGUAAAGUGCAAAUUUUAAAAAUACAAUUGGCAAAAAGAUUUGAUAGUUUUACAGGAAGAUUUGCUAUCUUGAACUCAAGCUGUUUUCUAUUUUCACCGAAAUGACUGGGAUGCUACCUUUGUAAUUCUUUGAGGUCAGAUUUGUGAACUAAACAAUACACGGAAGCUUUCCUGUCAUAUACACUAUAUGUAGUCUGGAGUGUUGAGCAAACCUGAGUUCCUGAGUUGUAAUAUCUAUCUGCGUAUGGUAUUUACAAUUUUGAAUGUGUGCCACUACCGAGUUAAUAACGCUGUACAAUUUGGAAUGGUGGUAGUUUCUGUAUGGCAGUCCAGCUGAACUAUUUUGAUGUACUGCUUAAUUUUUGAAUUUUAUUUUUUAAGUUGUAUAAUUUAUUUUCUUGCAAAAUAAAAAUGUAAUAUAAAAGACUAUGCAUUUGA
This is a messenger RNA of Numida meleagris (helmeted guineafowl), 8414 nucleotides long. RefSeq names its product cullin 5 (gene CUL5). The coding region runs from base 2467 to 4962 and encodes 831 amino acids. The transcript is spliced from 19 exons. Gene Ontology annotation, molecular function: ubiquitin protein ligase binding. Gene Ontology annotation, biological process: SCF-dependent proteasomal ubiquitin-dependent protein catabolic process; protein ubiquitination. NCBI's taxonomy places the organism in Eukaryota, Metazoa, Chordata, Aves, Galliformes, Numididae. The record is from RefSeq and is a predicted model, not a curated record. Gene Ontology annotation, cellular component: SCF ubiquitin ligase complex; Cul5-RING ubiquitin ligase complex.